Messenger RNA from Aspergillus sclerotioniger CBS 115572, 1567 nucleotides. RefSeq names its product NAD(P)/FAD-dependent oxidoreductase. NCBI's taxonomy places the organism in Eukaryota, Fungi, Ascomycota, Eurotiomycetes, Eurotiales, Aspergillaceae. Gene Ontology annotation, molecular function: sulfide:quinone oxidoreductase activity; FAD binding. Gene Ontology annotation, cellular component: mitochondrion. Bases 85 to 1413 code for a protein of 442 amino acids. The transcript has a single exon. The record is from RefSeq and is a predicted model, not a curated record.
CGAAAAACUUUGGGGAACUUGACUUUUGGCUCUUUCUCUUACUCCGGAACUAAUUCACAUCUCCUUAAUUAAUUAACUUUCAACAUGUUGGCAGCACGUACUGCUGGGCGCUCGAUUGCCGCAGCCCAAAGGGGCUUUGCAACCGCCGCCCCCGUGAGUUCUGUGGCGCGGAGUCAUAAGGUCGUCGUGGUCGGCGGAGGUACGGCCGGUCUGGCCAUCAGCCAUCAACUGCUCCGCUCCGGCAACUUCUCUCCGAAUGACAUCGCCGUCGUCGACCCCUCCAUGUGGCAUCACUACCAACCGGGCUGGACCCUGGUCGGCGGUGGCCUCAAGACCAAGGAGGAUCUGCGCCGCCCGUUGCACGGCUUGAUCGACCCGAAGCUCAAAUUCUACAACCAGAGCGUCGGCACCUUCGCCCCCGAGAACAACUCUCUCACCCUGGGCAAUGGCGAUCAGGUCAACUACGAGCAGCUCGUGGUCGCGCCCGGCAUCAACAUCAACUACGGCAGCGUGAAAGGAUUGCCCGAGGCACUCGCCAACCCGGAUUCGCUCGUCUCAUCCAUCUAUGGCUAUGAUACCUGCGACAAGGUCUUCUCCACCAUUGAAAAACUCAAGUCCGGUAACGCCAUCUUCACUCAACCCGCUGGGGUGAUCAAGUGUGCGGGUGCCCCCCAGAAGAUCUUGUGGCUGGCCCUGGAUUACUGGAAGCGGGCCGGUCUGUACAACCCCAGCAACCCCUCCAGCUCCGCCAUCAAGAUCGGUUUCGCCACCGGUCUUCCCUCCAUGUUCGCCGUGCCCAAGUACAGCGCUGCCCUUGAGGGUCUGCGUCAGGAGAGGGGCGUGGAAGGUCUCUUCCAGCACGACCUUGUCUCCAUCGAGGGCAACAAGGCCACCUUUGCCCGGCCGGACGGACAGGAGCAGGUGACGAGACAGUUCGAUCUGCUGCAUGUCGUUCCCAAGAUGGGACCUCAUGCCUUUGUGAAGAACAGCGCUUUGGCCAACGAGGCUGGCUAUGUGGAUGUGGACGCCGGCACCACCCGUCACACCAAGUAUGCCAAUGUUUGGUCCGCAGGUGAUGCUUCCAGCCUUCCCACCUCCAAGACCGCGGCAGCCAUCACCUCGGAGGCUCCUGUUCUCGUCCACAACCUGCUGAGUACCAUGGAGGGCAAGACUGCCGAUGCGAUCUACGACGGUUACGCCUCAUGCCCGCUGGUGACCGAGUACGGCAAGGUCCUUCUCGCUGAGUUCAAGUACGGCGGAGAGCCCAAGGAGACUUUCGGAAACUGGUUCGGCAUUGAUCAGAGCGUCCCUCGUCGGGCAUUCUACCACCUGAAGAAGGAUUUCUUCCCUUGGGUGUACUACCAAUCCCUGGUGAAAGGUACCUGGGCGGGACCUAAGGGUUGGACAAACUAAGAUGAGGCUGUGACUUUCAUGUACAAUACCAUUUACGGCGCAAUCGAUGUUCACUUCCAUAUACCUAGUACCAGCUGGCGUUUGAUCCGUUUCUUCUGUGUUUCUAUUCCUUCGCCUGCGGUUUGCCUUGAGGUCGGCAAGGUGCAAUGAUUUC